AUGGAAGAGCAGCAGCCGGAGCAUAACAGUCAGCGCGACUCCACCAUAGGCACUGCGAGCCACAACAGCAGCAGCAGCAGCAGCGGGAGCAGCAGCAGCGGGAGCAGCAGCAGCAGCAGCAGUAGCAGCAACAGCAACAGCAACAGCAGCAGCAGCGGCAGCAGCAGCAGCGGCAGCGAUGGAGACAGCGUGCCUGUGUCCCCGCAGCAAGCUCCCUCCUCUCCUGCAGCACCCUGUCUCCAGCCCCUGCCCCACCAUCACCACCAUCACCACCACCACCACCACCACCAUCACCACCAGCCCCCGCCGCCGCCCCAGCCGAUGCCAGCGCCUCCUCACCAGCCGCCGCCACCACCACUGCCACCGCCCCAGCAGCACCGCACCACCAACUUUUUCAUAGACAACAUCCUGAGGCCAGACUUUGGUUGCAAGAAGGAGCAGCAGCAGCAACAGCAGCUCUUGGUUGGAGCAGGAGGAGGAGGAAGUGGAAGUGGUGCUGGUGCUGGUACUGGUGGUGGUGGCGGUGGUGGUGGAGGAGGAGGAGGAGGCCGAGCAGAGCGAGACAGAGGCCAGACAGCCGCAGGUAGAGAUCCGGCCAAUCCUCUGGGCACGCGGCCGGCCAACCCGGCUUCACUUCUCUGCCCAGCAGAUGCGAACUGUGUGACGCCCGACGGCUCUGCGCCGGCCCCGGCAGCCGCCGCUUCCAAAGCCAACCCAGCAGCGGCGGCUGCUGCAGCUGCGGCGGCGGCGGCGGCCGUGGCGGCAGCUGCGGCGGCAGCAGCGGCUGCGUCCAAACCUUCGGAAGGCAGCGGGGGGAGUCCUGGAGCAACCGGCGCUAAAUACGGGGAACAUGGGAACCCGGCUAUUCUACUCAUGGGCUCGGCCAACGGUGGGCCCGUGGUUAAAACUGACUCGCAGCAGCCGCUAGUCUGGCCCGCUUGGGUCUACUGUACGCGCUAUUCGGAUCGCCCAUCUUCUGGUCCCCGCACCAGGAAGCUAAAAAAGAAGAAGAACGAGAAAGAAGACAAGCGGCCGCGGACGGCGUUCACGGCAGAGCAGCUGCAGAGACUGAAGGCGGAGUUCCAGGCGAACCGUUACAUUACUGAGCAACGCCGGCAGACCCUAGCCCAGGAGCUCAGCCUCAACGAGUCCCAGAUCAAAAUCUGGUUCCAGAACAAACGGGCUAAGAUCAAGAAGGCCACAGGCAUUAAGAACGGCCUGGCUCUGCACCUCAUGGCCCAGGGACUGUACAACCAUUCCACGACCACGGUACAGGACAAAGAGGAGAGCGAGUAGCCA
Messenger RNA from Gracilinanus agilis (Agile Gracile Mouse Opossum), 1299 nucleotides. It is a transcript of the gene EN1, whose product is annotated as engrailed homeobox 1. Gene Ontology annotation, molecular function: DNA-binding transcription factor activity, RNA polymerase II-specific; RNA polymerase II cis-regulatory region sequence-specific DNA binding. Gene Ontology annotation, biological process: regulation of transcription by RNA polymerase II; multicellular organism development; neuron differentiation. The transcript has 2 exons. Gene Ontology annotation, cellular component: nucleus. The record is from RefSeq and is a predicted model, not a curated record. The coding region runs from base 1 to 1296 and encodes 431 amino acids. NCBI's taxonomy places the organism in Eukaryota, Metazoa, Chordata, Mammalia, Didelphimorphia, Didelphidae.